AUGGACUCCUUAGAGAAUCGUCCUGAUAAUCAUACCCAUACUUCGGUCACUCUCAACUUGGUCUAUCAAUUUCAGGCAAAGCUGUUUGCUGAAGCCCACGAUUUCAAGAUUCCCCGGGAGAAUCGAUCCAGCGAUGAGGCAACCACUGAACAGGGUACCUCCCGUGUCCUUAAUGAGUCUCAGUAG
This is a messenger RNA of Puccinia triticina, 186 nucleotides long. RefSeq lists its product as uncharacterized. The record is from RefSeq and is a predicted model, not a curated record. Lineage: Eukaryota; Fungi; Basidiomycota; Pucciniomycetes; Pucciniales; Pucciniaceae. Bases 1 to 186 code for a protein of 61 amino acids. The transcript has 2 exons.